ACCUAUCUUUGUAAAUCUUAAUCGUAUGAUUGCAUUAGGACUCUUUCAUUUUCAAGUAAUACAUUUAAUAAUAGAUUUUAAACAUAUCGUUUUAUUUUGUAGCCUACAAGCUGUCUCAACAGCUGUUCACAAUGCUUUUACCGAAGAUAUGAAGCUGACAAGAUAUGAAGACAAAAGUGACGAUAUGAAUAUUCACAACCUUCCUACGACAUAUGAACAUCUUGAAAGCAACAAGAUGCUUGGGGAUCUUUUGGCUCGUGUCGAACAGCUGGAAGCACGGGAAAAGGCUCGCGAGAAGAUAUAUUUGAAAGAUAUAAAGAAUUUACGACGCCAGCUUGUGAUUCAAACAGGACGUACAACAUCUCUUGAAAGACAAGUUAGACGUUUGAUAGACGGCAGCAUUGGAAAUGACAAGCAAGCUGCUGAAAAACAAGGAAAGACUUCCAAUGUCAAUGCAGGGCGAACUAAUGAAGAACUAACUAAUAGGAAACACCAGCAAAGGAUACGCCGGACAAUGAACGAAACUCCCGUUGCAUUUUUCGCUACACUUAGUCAACAUCUAGAACAUGUCGGAGCACACCAAGCAAUAGCAUUUGAUCACGUUGUAACAAACAUUGGUAACGCUUACAACAGUCAUUUUGGUUCCUUUGUUGCCCCAGUAUCUGGUACGUACGUGUUUUCAGCCACCCUCUUCUGCAAAUAUCACACUAACUACCACGCGCAAUUUGCCAGAAACGGGCAGCCUAUUACAACAAUGUACAUGUACGGAGCUGAGUCAGGCCAUGCCACUACUAGUCAAACGAUUGUCUUAGAACUACAGAAGGGUAAUGACGUAAGCGUUCAGAGCUCCGACGUUGACAGGUCUGUGUUUGGUUACAACUACAGCACGUUUGCUGGAUUUCUGCUUCAGGAGGAUUAUUCUACUUCUACUAUUGUUGGAAAAUAGUACAAAUACCAUGAUGUAUUAUUUUUGAGAGGUUUUGUUCAAUUAAAUGAAUAAACCCAAAGAUUUCAACUCUUUAA
Messenger RNA from Mercenaria mercenaria, 1023 nucleotides. RefSeq lists its product as uncharacterized. The transcript is spliced from 2 exons. The record is from RefSeq and is a predicted model, not a curated record. Lineage: Eukaryota; Metazoa; Mollusca; Bivalvia; Venerida; Veneridae. The coding region runs from base 26 to 946 and encodes 306 amino acids. Gene Ontology annotation, molecular function: protein binding.